This is a messenger RNA of Anguilla rostrata (American eel), 7495 nucleotides long. Its product is annotated as artemin. The transcript is spliced from 4 exons. The coding region runs from base 1661 to 2440 and encodes 259 amino acids. Gene Ontology annotation, molecular function: glial cell-derived neurotrophic factor receptor binding; growth factor activity; receptor tyrosine kinase binding. The record is from RefSeq and is a predicted model, not a curated record. NCBI's taxonomy places the organism in Eukaryota, Metazoa, Chordata, Actinopteri, Anguilliformes, Anguillidae. Gene Ontology annotation, biological process: peripheral nervous system development.
AAGCCGCUGAAAAUACUACUUGCGUAUUUUGAACGCCGGCACAGCAUCUGGCACGAGGAUACUAUCUGGGUUAAUAAUAGAAGAUAACUUGAGUGACGCGACCUGACAAAAAAAUAUUCUGGACUAUUUAUAAAAGAGAAUGAAACUGGAAAGCAAGCCAUUUGGAAUUGGCUUCCUUUGGCAGUUUAACAUUAUUAUGAUGCCGCGGCGUUGGAUCAUGUUGGAUCACGUGACGGAGCCUGGAAUUUGACACCGGGAGGUUUUAAAAUGAGGACCAGGUCUGCCUUUGAAGUUGGAGCCGACUCAAAAAUCCGCGGGUAUCUGGGAGUAGAAAACAGUUUCCAUGGCAAGUUUCCGCGUCUAGCUCUCUGACAGCCUCUGUACCACCGAGAAACACAUCCUUCAGAAUCUUGUCAGAAAUACUAUGUCGGAAUAAAUACAGUACGUCAAAAGGGCCGUGGGUUCCUCUCAGCUAGAUGUUUUGAAAUACAGCGUCAGUGUAGCUCGUGAUUGUAACAGCAUUUUGGAAUUCUGUUAGCGAGAAGGAAUUACCACAUCUUGGAAGAGUUGUCCUUACACGUGAUUGUUUUGUCGCACUUUUGACUUAAAAAAAAUACAUUUACAUAAUUUUUAAAUCAGACAAAUUCAGAGCAGGUAAGCAUUAAUGGAUAAAUGGCCCGAACGGUGCCUAUAACAACUUUUAAAAAUCGGGUUUUGGAGUUUUUCCACUCGGUGUCAGGUCAUCAUCUCUACAUAGGCGUAGAAAUAUAAGGAAUAUAAAAACGAUAAUUCAUUACAAACAGCUGAGCUUCUGAGGAAAAAAAGAGCUUGGCACAACCAAUAGUGGAAAUCCAUAGUUGCGCGUAGUCAACUGGUCGACAGCCGACCAGCGUCGUUUCUUGCACCCUCUGGGCAUAAAGAAGUGAAACGUAAUCACACAUGCAACCGCCUGUCUGUGCUCUAAUGGCAAGUAAAGUUUAUUUGUCUGAUUGAUAGCUCUUGACGACCUAGCUGUGUACUCAGUAGCUGCAAAUUAAUUUUUUAUGUCUGUAUGGAAGUAUCAGUUAAUUUUUUGGAAAUACAUGAAUUUCCUAUCAUGUUUUGUCAUCAUAAAUAGUAACUUUGUGUGUGUUUACUUUUAAUAUAUCCACGUUCCGUAGUCGGUCGAUAUUUCUUUCGUAGCCUAGAUUAUCUUUCUACUUGUUAUUUUGCACCGUAGAAUUUGGAGCGAUCAGAAUUUGUUUGACCAUCACCGCAAAACAUUUCAUUAUGUUAUUGGGAGUCGUGUUUCUCUGUAAUAAAAUGCUUGAAACAUCUUGAUGCGUUCACGGAGUAGUAGCCUAUUCAUUUUAAGACUUCGCAAAAAGGCACGUCUAUAUCCCGCACAUUUUUUUGUUGUUCACUGAUAGUUUUUUUCUUUUUCGAGACUGAUGAAUAUGCGGCCAAUAUUUGUUUCACACAGGAUAAUUAAUAUAAGGAAAUCGGAAGAAUUUUUCGGAAAGAGAGAAGUUUGGUCAGAGGGAGGCGCCUUUCGAGCUGUCCUGAACCCAAAGCCUUUCAAGACUUUUGACCCAAAAGAAGAGAACACAUCCUGAAACUUGGAAACUAGUGAAUUAUGCUCCUUUAAGGAGCUCUGUUGUGGAUUUUACGCUGCCAAGACAUGCCCAGCUGCCGAAGAGGAGCAAGAACGGAAGGGGCUACUAACCUUUCAGGAGCAUUUUGGUAUCGGACCGGAGGGCAUGGAACAAACGAUGGGAAGAGGUGGAACGGAGAGGGCAAGACGGAGGAGACAGCCAGCAUGUCAUCGGCAGGUGCAUUCUUUCACCUGGCUAACUGGAAGGUGAUCCUGUGGGUGCUGUCCUCUCUGCUGGCCCUGGUGGACGGCGUCAAGCCUGGAGGUCAGAGGUCAGAGCACAGUAAUGCCGUGAGGCUGGCGGCAGGCCACUGGCCCUCCGACGUCCCAGAUAUCGAGGAGCUGGGUGAUGCGUCUGACAUGCGCUCCUUCUGGGGCGGCCUGAUUGAGGGUCCGUCUCUGCCGAAUGAAGAGGAGGACCAGCAGAUCCGGUGGGAGCGCUCUCCCUCCGACGCCACGCCGUCGCGGGGCUCGCGGAAGAACCGGAGGAGGUCCAAGAGCAGCCGGGACUGCCGGCUGGAGAAGAAGCAGAUGCGGGUGCGGGACCUGGGGCUGGGCUUCGACUCGGACGAGAUCGUCCUCUUCAAGUACUGCGCGGGCACCUGCCACAGCGCCCGCAGGAACUACGACCUGGCCCUCAGGGCCAUGCUGGAGAACGGGAGCCUCCCCAAGCACGCCGCCAAGAAGCUGAGCACCCAGCCCUGCUGCCGGCCCACCCGCUACGAGACGGUGUCCUUCAUGGACGCCCAGACCACCUGGCGGACGAUCAAGUGGCUCUCGGCUGCCAACUGCAGCUGCGUGGGCUGAGCCGGGGCGCGGGGGGAGGGGACUGGAGAUAACCCGGCGAAAUAAACGACAGGAGGUGAGCUAAGGCAGAGAGGGAGCUGCCUUUCGAAAAAAAGUCCGGCUGGAGGAGAAAGGAGGGGAGCGAGGGAGGCUUCAGGGGUUGGGGGGCUGGAGGUUCCCACUGGCAGCUCGUGGCAGAGGGCAGGUUUGGUGCCCGGUACGUGGGCAAAGCUAACGGGCGAGGCAGUUCUGCGUGACGUGUUCCCCUGUCUUAAUGUGGGGAGGGGGGGGGGGGGGUCUGAGAGCCUUGAGGCCUGCAGCCCAUCCCACGGCGUGACGGAAAGGACCGGAAAGCGGAGCAGCGUGCCGGCGGGCUGAACAAAAGCCAAGGGUUUGGACAGGAAGGUGGCAUUACCCAUAAUUCCACAGGAGAUGUCAAAGAGCAAUGUAAACAAGAGGCCUGGCAAACAAAAAUACGAGUAAAAAAAAAAAACAGCGUGCGGUCUUAAUUCCACGAUGACGUAUGGGCUUAUGUGUGUUUUUCUUUUCUGGAAACGGAAAACUGAACACUGUGGAGGAGGUCAGUGUCUGCUACUGUCAUCUGAGUGGAUGUCAUGAGAUUUGGGCCACACUAAAGACAACACACCUACAGGAUAAACUAUAAAAACCUUUUGGAGGUUUUUUAAUUCGGAUUGACAAGAAGAUUCAAAUGGAGACGGGGGUAUGGAAAAAGCUUUUUUGUCAUGGAUGUAUUCACAUGUGUUCAUGACACAGGUGGAAAAAAUCUUCAGCUUAUGCUAUACUUCCUGUUUCUUUGUGAAUUUUGCUGUUGUUUUUAAUUCAACGUGAUGUAACGUCACCCUGACAUUAGUCCAGUGAACAGCAUGUUCAGGCUUCAGUCCCUACAUCCCAUUCUGUAACAGCUAAUCAAUAGUUUAGCUGUCAAAAAUUUAGAGCAUAGGGAUUUCAUCACAUUUGUGACUUUGUAGAAGAUUGGAGCAGCUUUCACUUUAACUGUAGGUUUGAGCUGAUGAGCUGGUCAGUCUUGUUGGAAUUUCUGCAUUUUGUGGCUUAAUAUGGUUUAGUGUUGGAGAACUCGCACACUUUACAGUAACUAUAAGGUUAGAAGUUUAUAAGUUUCUCACAAGUGUCUUGAUAUACUUGUGAUUAUGCCAACUGCCACCUGCUAACUAAUGCUAACUUACCCCCCCCCCCCCAGGUCUUUUUGGUCUAAAUGUGUUGCUUAUUUUAAACAAAAAGCAAAACAAAAACAGUAGACCCAUGACUCUCCUGAACCAUGGCUGGCCAGCCCUGCUUUAGUGCUUACCUAAUUUGACACUAAGGGUUAUGUACCUGAGCAUUACAGAAAGUCUGGUAAAAACUAAUGGGUAGAAAAUGCAAUUACAGUACCUUUAGUCCAUAUCGAGCUCUGCAUAUUCACUGAUGCGAGACAGAUAGGCCUCAGAUUGCAGGUCACUGAAAUGGAGAUGUCACAUUUGAUGCAAACCGCAGAUUUAGCUACUAGUCUAAAUAAAGGAUCAAUGAGAGCCUGAUUACACUAUGUUUAAUCAUUGCAUUUUUUGGUUUAUAGCUUCAAAAUUAAAGUGGCCUAUUUAAAAACAAGGUAACAGAAAUGUACAUAAUUAGUCAAUAUAUAAAAAAAAACGUACAUUCUUCCAAUGUAUAUAUUUUGGCUGUAAAAUUGCGAAUAUUUGCGUUCUCAACAACCUCCAAGUUUGAAGGCAUUCCUAUUUCCGUGGUUCUCUUGUGUUUUCAGAAUUAUUGAGCAUUAAGGCAAGUGAAAGAGAUACAGAACAGAGUGGGGUUAGGUGAGGUUAGAUGAAGUGUGAAAUCAUGGUUGUCCGUAAGUAAGUCUGAAGUUUCAAUGCAUGAUCAAAACCAAUGAAGUACCAUCGACGUUAGCCCAUUUGGCCAAAUGACUCAUAUGAGCCUUUUCACAAUCCCAAUUCUGAGUCAUUGAACUACUUUAUGCAUUCACUUGAUUGGGAAACUAUAUUUACCAGAAUAUGUCUGAUGCAUAUCUAUUAAGUUUAAAACAUUCUAAAAGCAUGAGUAAUGACCUUACUAUUGUAAAUCAUUUACCUGCAUAAAGGAGUGUACAGCUAUUUUCCAGUAUAUGCAUUAAAUGAGUAAAAUAUAAAUUUUAAGUUAUUGGGACAUUGGUACGAUUGUAUUCAGUCUGUUUCAGUUAGAAAAAAAUCCUGUUGGAUUUAAUUUAACUUGUCUUUUGCGCAAGUCAGAUGUUGACUACAGUGGAAGUGUCAGAAAGAACAUAUUCUGGGUUUAAAGACCUCCUUCUUUGUCUUCUGUAAAUAUUUUUUACUGCUAUAAACCACAAAUAAAAGCAUGACAGAGGUUUAUUUGGUUGUUGGGGGAAGGGGGUGUAUUUGAAUGUUUGAUGUUUCGAUUUAUUGUACAUGGACUGUAAACCAUAAAGGCAGCCACUUUCUGCAGUGAAGUACCAGAGGACAAUCGGCCAUUUGAAAGCCAGCACUCAGAUACCACUUUGAACACAAAGGCAAAUAGAUUGCACAGUUUACAUAGCACAUGCACAUACUGCAGUGUUACAGUAGUCCUGUUCUGCAGUUUCAGUAUGUGUUCAGCUGCUGUCAAUAGUGAUAAAGAAGUGACAGGUAGCAUACUGCAUUCUUUGACUAUUGACUAUUUGACAGUAAUGGGUUAGUGUGACACUUUGUUUUGCUGAGGAGAAUUCAAAUUAUGCGGCUGUUCCAUUUCUGUGGCGCCCCCUGCUGUUCAUUCUAUAUAUGUUUCGUAUGAAAUAGCUAACAGACAAUUCAUACAUCAAGAGUGGCUAUCAUGUUUAUUUCACUGUAUGAGUCUGUGGAGAUGUAUGGAGCCUUUCCUUGCCUAACCUCUAGCUUCAAAGACAUCCUUCCAUUUGGGCUGAUAAAUAAUGUGGGCAUCUGUUAUAAAGACAAGGACGAAUGUGCAGGACUGUUUAGGUAAUGGUGCUGUGGUUUUCCAGUGUGGUCCAGAAUGUCUUGUGUUUCAGAUAGAUGUGAAAGCAUUUGAAGGCAGCAUGUAGCUGGGGGACCCUGUAAACCAGGGCUGCCCAAUCCUGGUCCUGGAGAUCUAUUGUCCUGUAACUGUUCAUUGCAACUCUAAUUUGACACAUUUUAUUCUACUAAUUAGCAGCUCAAUGCAAUCUCUGGCUGUUGAAUGGGGUGAUUUGUUAGAGUUGUAGUGAAAGCCUACAGGAUGGUAGAUCUCCAGGAACAGGAUUAGCCAUCUCUGCUGUAAGCACACGCACAAUAGCACCAAAUUGCUAAAAUGAUACGGUCAGUAGCACUGAACUGCUGGAACGAUGCGGUCAGUAAAACUCCCAGGUGGCACAAAAUGUUCCCACAAUGUUACUGGAAUGUUUUGUCAGUGUUAUAACAUUGCCCCUACAUUGCAGCAACAUUGUGAGAACGUUUUAUGUUAUCUGAGAUGAAGAAAGAUUUUUUUUUUCCCUUUCCAACCAAAAUGUCAUCUUAGCUUUCUGUGCACAAUUGCAUAUCGUUCUUAGUUUCUCAGGAUUUUCACUGUACUGUAAUGCUUUAUUUCAUAUGUCUUGCUGCUAGAGUCAGGAUAACUGCAUGUUCUUUUACUUCUGUGAAAGAAAAUGACCACAAACUGAAUUUUCCACCGAUUCCUUUAUGUUGUUGUGGAGCGGUGCUAUGAUACAGUGAUUAAAACGGUAAAUAACUGAAGACAUGAAUUACUCAAAUCUAUCAAUGUUAUCAAGGACUGCAAUAAAAUGACCCCUUAACUUGACACUUUGCACUAAUUUUGGUGGAGUAAAAUUCGCUUCAGUGUGCUAGUAGAAUCAGCCAUUGUAGACUUAGUUGUUACUGUACAUGCAGGCACAUUUGUUACACUGCAUUUCAAAUGCAAGAAGUUUACCAAAUCACAAAGGGAAAGGUAAUCCCAGUCCGUUGAAAAAUAAUAGAUUUAUCUGUUGCUUUCACAAACUCUAAUGUGCAAAUGAUAAAGAAUACCCUGACUCUCUCAGCCUAUGACUGAAUGUGAUCUCUCUGUGUGAUGUUUUUCUCUGCUGUGAUAUAAAAUACACAGUUUGUCUUCAUUUGCCCUGGAAAAGAGCAUGUUGGAGUGAGAGCCGACCAGUUCUCUGUUUAUCCGAAGGAAUAGUUCCACAGUUGUGGAAUCUAUCUCAAAGCCUUGGUCUUAUUAUGUUUUAACCUCCUGUAAGCCCCCUGUGGCAGCAAACUGAUGGCAUCUUGGAUGGAAACUGCAAACUGUCGUCUCCCAGCAUGCACGUUACAGUUCCACAGAUCUGCUAUUGACGCAGGUUCAAUUUGCAACAGUGCAUUGUGGGGGUGUUAGCUGGGUUGCAGUUUAACUGUGUUCUGUAUCGCCGGUGAGAGGGGUGCCUUUUUUUUUGUUGCUUCUUUUCAUAUUUCAAACACGAACUGAACACUGAUGGAUGCUAUGCAUCUCCUUGCAUUAAUGUACAGAACUACAUGCAAAGUAUUUAUUACAUUUAAGUUAUUUAUUUAUUAUCAUUUUGUAGGAUUUUUUUUUUUUGUGGAUAACUUUUUUUAAUUUAUUGCAGUUUGGCCAUGUAUCUUUAGGUUCACUCAUCUGUUGAUUAUUUUUGUUGUAUUGUGUAUUUUGCUUAGGAAAUGAGCAACAGAACAGCUCUUUUGAAAUUUACCAGCUGGUUGUCAUCAGAAGGCCCAGGGAACUGAUUGUCUGUUCUUGGUUGUCGAGUCCGAAAUCUUGAUCUCAAGCCUUGCUGUUCCAUAAGAUUGAGGUUCCACAAGAAACACCAAACUCUGGUUUCAAAUAAAACUAUGAAUGACAAAUAUUUUUGUAUGUCAGUAUUUCAAAACAAUUGUAAAAUGAAAACAGUUAUUAAAUGAUAUUAUUAUUAUUAUUAUUGUUAUUAUUAUUAUUAUUAUUAUUAUUAUUAUUAUUGUUGUUGUUGUUUUUUCUGUUCUUGUUGUUCUUGUUGUAAUGACAGUUUUAAAUGUAUCCUCUAUUUUUGUACAACGCCAUUUUCCUUUACAGGAAUAAAGUUUUCAAAUAGUG